ACGAGGGAGUUUAUUCGGUUUACAGCAACUAGAGGAAAUGGAAUAUUAUCCUUUUAAAGUUAAAGGAACAUUUUUGUAUGAUCAAGAAUUUCCUAUAGGUCCUAGAAGUUUAAUAGUGGAUGGCGAUUCUUCUAGUCAAGGUUCUUUUUUAGGAAAUAAAGAUACCUAUCAAGGAUAUUACAUUAUUACGCCUUUCAAAUUAUCAGAUCAGGAUUUGACAAUCCUGGUAAAUCGUGGUUGGGUUCCUAAGACAUUAAAAAACGCAAAUACAAGGCAGUAUACUCAGGUAAAAGGUGAGGUGGAAAUUGUAGGUGUUUUAAGAUUGAACGAGAAACGGCCACAGUUUCUACCAAAAAAUUCUUCAAAGGAUGAUGUAUGGUACUAUAGAGAUGUGUAUGCAAUGGCUGAGAAAGGAAAGACAGCUCCUAUAUACCUUGAUAUGAAAAGCGAUAAAAACUUUCCCAAGUAUCCAAUAGGAAGUCAAACAAAAGUGAAAAUAAGAAAUGAGCAUUUAAGUUAUAUCAUCACAUGGUAUUCUCUUUCUGGGUUUACUGCAUAUAUGUGGUAUAAGCUAAUCAUUAAAAACAAACCAUUAUAAUGUAAUUAUCUAAUGGUUAAAAAUUAGGAAUACAGAAUGAAAUAAGUCAAAGUUUGUAGAAGUUUUUAUUUUAGAAUAUAACAAAGUGAAUGUUUCAUACUAAUCAGAGAAUAGUAUUAUCUUCAUCAAAACCAUCGUUUAUUAUUGUUAUUAUUAUUAUUAUUAUUAUUAUUACUGCUGUUAUUAUUAUUUCACUGUUAUUAUUACUAUUAUUAUUAUUAUUACUAUAAUAUUACAUAUUAUUAUAACAACAACAAUGAUAACCACUACCAACGAAACUGUCAACAAUGGUCCUGAUAUACAAUUACAAAUACAGAAGUCAGCAUAGAAAAUACAAGUAUGAAAAUAUACCAUACAAAUAUGAAAAUACACCAUGUACAUGCUA
This is a messenger RNA of Megalopta genalis, 983 nucleotides long. Lineage: Eukaryota; Metazoa; Arthropoda; Insecta; Hymenoptera; Halictidae. The record is from RefSeq and is a predicted model, not a curated record.